Oppiella nova is the source of this 698-nucleotide messenger RNA. The record is from the annotation of a GenBank genome assembly. NCBI's taxonomy places the organism in Eukaryota, Metazoa, Arthropoda, Arachnida, Sarcoptiformes, Oppiidae.
AUGACUGCACAACAGGUCAUGGAUUUGGACCCAAUUCUGAAAACAUCACUCAAGCGGUUCGAGCCAUUGAUGAAAAAGUUAGACAAAGAGGUGAAUGUAGUGAUUGUUUCAGACCAUGGAAUGACUCAAAUCGAUGACUUCAAACAAAUUGAAUUGAAAGAUGUCAUAGACUUCAAAAAUUCAGUACAACUAUAUCUUGGAAGCGGUUCCGGGGCUCAGAUUGUGCCCAAACCCGGCAAAGAGGAAGAGAUUUAUAAAAACUUAACUCAAGUGAAAGGCAUAAAAUUUUGCCACUUCUGGUUACAGUUGAUGCUGGAUAUACUAUUGCUGCGGUUACCGAGACUGGAAGGAGUGGUAUAUUAUGGAGACUCAGGGAAGAAACCUCAGGGAGGAAACCAUGGCUAUAGUGUCGAGACUUUGCCUGACAUCCGGGCCAUAAUGUAUGGCUUCGGACCGGCUCUCAAGAAGAACUACACCUCCGAUUGGAUAUCAAUGGUUGAUCACUACAACUUGUUUUGUCAUAUACUCGGCAUUAAUGCCAUUCCCAAUAACGGAACCGACGCUAAAGCCGAAGCAAUGUUAGUGAGUAGUAGUGGAAAUAGGGCUCACUAUUCAGUCCUUUUAUUCAGUAUUCUUGUCACUUGUGUUUUAAAAGUAUUUGUUUAGUUUUUACUAGUUUUAUGUCAUGUGAGAUGAGA